CAGCUCAAGGGAAAUUUGAUACCAGUGUUGUCAGUUUUUAAUUACAGAUUGCAUUAGACAUACACUGUUGAAAAGUAUAGGGUCUGCGAGAUUUUUUUCUAUGCAGUGUCACAUGAUCCUUCAGAAAUCAAUCUAAUAUGCUGAUUCAAGAAACAUGAUGCAUUUUUUCAAGAUUAUUUGAUGAAUCGUAAAGAAGAGGAACUGAAAAGGCUACCUGUGAGUGUUGCCACAAAAUUGACUUUCAGCGGGAACACAGUUCUGUCUAGGGAUGCACUUUUUAAUAUUUUUAUAUUUGCUGCUUAAAAGCACAAGAAAAAUAUGUGUAACAGUAAUAUUGUGUCUGAUAGUAAAUGCAUUAAGUAGCUCAGCCUUCAUUUCAGACUUCAAGCAAACCGCAUUUCUCUAACCACACUUCACACUACUGCUUAAUGAGCUUCCUGUGGAAGAGUUGCAAAGUAAAAACAUAUCUGUAAAAAGAGACCCAUAAAAAUGUGAGAAGAUGAUUUCCCUUUUGAAAUGGACUUUGUAAUAAUUUCUCUAAAUACACCAACACUAUGCAUGAGGGACUGAUAUGCAUAUGUCAUUUGUUGUGUAAUUAACCCCCUUCAGUUUCUUUUUUUGAAUGCAGCAAGUUGUUAUAUGAAUGGCCUUUUUGAGUAACAUUCUAGUUAUCAUGCCUUUGCUGUCCACAUAGUGGCGCUAUAGACUUUGAUUUAAGAGUAAUGCUCUCCUCAUCUCUCAGAAUUCAUGCAUGCAUACACACACACACGCUGUACACCUGGAACAUUUCCACUCAGCCAUUUAUUAAUAUCACAUGAGCUUUAAUGCUUAAUGGGCUGCUAAGUGGGUAUUUGGCCACAAAUGGGUUUACACCUCUAUUGAGUGUGUUUGUGUAUUAUUCAUGUACAUUUAGUUGUAGUAGCAGAGCUAAAGAGCCACUGCUGUCCUAACUGACCUGAUAAAAAGGCUUUGUCCAUUUUUUUUAAAUGAUUUUAAUGAUUCUUCUUUAAUCAUCCUCUUGAGAAAGUUGUCUUUUGUCACAUUGUGCUUUCAAUACUUUAAAGUGAUGGAAAUUCUGUAAUCAUUUACUCACACCGUUCCUAACCAGAAUGACUGACUGACUUGUGUGGAACACAAAAGAAGAUUUGUCUGACAGUUUUUGUCUGUUUGUGUCCUUCAGGCUUUCAUUGUGUGGACAAAAAAGAAAAGAAAAAUACUGCAUCUUUUGUGUGAACAAUCCCUGUAAGGCUGGAUUGCUGCUAGACAUUGUCUCUGACAGUCAAUUUUGCUUUAAAUACAUAGUUUUUUGAAUAUUAUAUACAUUAUAUAAUUAUUUUUUUUGUUUGCCUUUUUUUUCUCAUUCCGUCUGGCUGCCUCCUUCAUUUUCUCUCAGUGCUCUGAAAUUUCCCACUUGAGUGAGACUGUCGUCUGUUUUGGCUUAAUGUAGGAAAUUGACUCAUUUUGUGGCAUUGAUUUCCUCUCUGCUGCAUAGAGGAGAUCGCUGGCAGAGCAAACCUGAGAGCGGUCGAUAGCCCUUCAGAGGGCCGUUUGUGUGCCACACCUCUCCUCUCAUUGGAGAGAGAGAGAGAGAGAGAGAGAGUCAUUGUGUCAUUGUUUGUUUCCCCCAUUUUAAUUCUCACAACCUUCGCCUGUAUAACUACAGCACUAUUGUGUCAUUUUACCUUCAUCCAUAGGUGUUCCUGAUGUAGCUGUUGUUUGCCAAUGUCACAUAAUUUAUGUUAUCUGUCAGUGUUAUUCAGAGGCCACUAGUUGAAUGGCACUAGUUUCUCUUUUCAUUUACUGAAUCAGUAGGGUUCACAACGUGACACUUUUACCUCCAAUUUGAGCCCAGGCCCAGGUAUGUUGCUGUGCGUUUCUGCGGUUACUACUGAUUUUUAUUGAUGAAAUGGAAGGGACACACUUUUGAAAAUGUCUUUAUUAAAAAAAAAAAAAAGUUAAAUCAUAAGAAAUAAAAAUGUAUCAUCUGGGAUGGAGACUGGUCUUAAAACGUGUUAUAUUUUGACAGAGACAUGCAAUGGUUGCUGAAACUGUUUAACACUUACCAAAUUGUGUUCAGCAGAAGAAUAAGUGUCUUACAGGUUUGAACCAACAUGAGGUUGAAUAAAUGACAGAAUUUUCUUUUUUUGUGAACUAUACCUUAAAAUGAUGUGCAUCUAAUAAGGUCAUCUUUACUGAAACUUCGUCUUUGAGUUCAGUAGAUCAGUGCUUGUUGAUCCAUGAACACUUCCACAGUAAGCAUCACUUUCAAAGUCUGCCCUGACAGCUGUUCUGGGAACUCAUUUUCAGGUGAACGUCUUCGUGUGGUUCUGAGGUAACUGUACUGAUGCUUUGUCCUGGGUCAAAAUCACCCAUGGUAUAUGUCCGAUGGAAAUUGUGAAUUUGGAGAUUAGCUUGAGGGGGAAUCUUUCCUUCUUUAUAUUUAAUGGGUGUAAUACACUUACUAACCAGGUGGUGUCAACACUGUAUUUCCUUUUGAUUUCUUCCCAAAUUGCCUUGUAUUUUAUUUUAUUUUAUUUUAUAUACAGAUCCCCCACCAAGAGAAACAUGCAGCAUCUCAGUGAAAAAAUAUAAAUUGUAUACAGAGUUGUAAAAGUAUAUAUCUGCUACAAACUGCAAAUAUCUUAACAUUUAUAAAAUCAAGUUAUCAAGUUUUAUUUACCAAUGUAUAAUAUUUCAGACACAAACACAUGAUCCUGUAGGUUGGUGUGCUAGAGGAAUGUAACAUGGUCCUGUUAGAGGACAGCAGUGUUUACUCUCAGACAACUCCGCUCUGCUCACAAAGUUACUCAGACAUACAGAACACCACUCUAGACUAACAAACCGAGAAGAGCUACACAACGGGUUUCAUUUAUCAUUUACUAGUUUAACAAAAAUUCUAAUCUACUUUAGUUGGGGGGGAAAAGACCUUCAGGCUGCUAGAUGGAGUAUAACAGCAAGCAUUCUCUGUUAAUCUGGCUUGGUUCAAGUUGAACGUCAACAUAAGGAGUCACCAAAGGGUUAGUCAACAGACAAGCAACUCGGUGGAUUGGUGUCCACAUUAUGGAUGCGCUUGUGCUUUGUUUCUCCUUGGCGCUAGGACUAAUUCAUACUACAGCGGAAAAGGUUCUCAGACGGGGCAGUGUUCCCCCACAUAUUGUUUUCGUGAUGGUGGAUGACCAAGGCUUCAAUGACAUUGGGUACCAUGGCUCAGAGAUCCACACACCAGUGUUGGACCAGCUGGCUGGCGAAGGGGUGAAACUGGAAAACUACUAUGUCCAGCCCAUCUGUUCCCCGACACGUAGCCAGCUUAUGACUGGACGGUAUCAGAUUCACACUGGGCUUCAACACUCGAUCAUCCGUGCACGGCAGCCCCUCUGUUUGCCCCCCGACAUACCGACGCUCCCUGAGAGGCUCCGGCAGGCUGGCUACAGCACUCACAUGGUAGGGAAAUGGCACCUGGGUUUUUGCCGGCCCGAGUGUCUGCCAACGAGCCGUGGCUUUCAAAGCUUCCUUGGAUCACUGACGGGCAGUGGAGACCAUUUUAGCUUCCAAAGCUGUGACGGUGCAGAGGCCUGUGGGUUCGACCUGCAUGAUGGAAACCGACCGGCCUGGGAGCUGAGUGGGAAUUACUCAACAAGGCUUUACACUGAGAGAGUGAAAGAAAUCCUGAGAAGUCAUGACCAGCGGACGCCCCUGUUUCUAUAUGUGGCCCUCCAGGCCGUGCACACACCAUUACAAGCUCCUGGGCAUCUUCUCAGACGCUACCAGACCCUUGGAAACAGACCUCGGCGCCACUAUGCUGCAAUGGUGAGCGGUGUAGAUGAGUCAGUAGGGGAGAUUGUCAAUGAGCUGCGUGAGCGAGGCUACUACAACAAGUCUGUGCUCAUCUACUCUUCAGACAACGGGGGCCAACCUCUCUCAGGGGGUUGUAUUUGGCCCCUGCGUGGCGGCAAAGGCUCCUACUGGGAAGGUGGAGUGCGAGCAGUUGGUUUUGUACACAGCCCACUGUUAAAAAGGAAGAGGGUGGUGAGUCAGGCUCUGAUUCAUGUUUCCGAUUGGUACCCAACCUUGCUGUCUCUUGCAGGAUAUAGUGAAUCUGAUUCCAGCCACCUGGACGGCCAGGAUGUUUGGGGUGCUAUAAGUAGCGGCCUGCCCUGUCCACGAACUGAAAUCCUCUUCAACAUUGACCCUGUGUCACGCAGGCAUGGAGAAGUCGACCCGAGACUCCUAAAUGUUAAUGGUUUUGGGAUCUGGGACACAGGAGUGCGUGCAGCCAUUCGAGCCGGUGACUGGAAACUCCUGACAGGGAACGUAGGCGACGGAGACUGGUUUCCUCCGCAGACGAUGCCGGGAGGUCCGCAGCAGUGGCAGGGCAUGGAAAAGAGACGAGACCAGCGAGGGAAGUCUGUCUGGCUGUUCAACGUCACUGCUGAUCCCUAUGAGAGGGCAGAUUUGGCAGAGGCACGGCCUGAGGUGGUCAAGGUACUGUUGGCCCGACUUGCUGAGUACAACCGGACUGCUGUGCCUCCGCGCAAUCCUCCUGACGACCCGAUGGCUGACCCACAACUUCAUGGAGGGGUGUGGACUCCCUGGCUGGGUCAGGUAGAGGAAGGAGAUGAAGGGCAUGAUGAAGAACCAGACAACACCAACAGAAAGGCCCGAUCCAAGAGUACCUGCAGAGUCUGCAAACUCAGGGCCUUGUUUAAAAAGGUUGGUUCCCGUAUGCAAAGGGCCGCUUUGUUCUUGUAGUCAGAAGAGGUAGUUGUAGACAGGGUUUCUGCAUCCACAAAGCCAUUUUUUGCUGGCAGUGUAAAAAAUAUGUGCAGCGACACUGAACUGUUUAUGGCCUUCCUGCAUUAUUACACGGUAGUUCAAAGAUUUCACUUACCAGCCAUGAGCUUAUUAGACAGUUCCCAUCUGUAUGAUGCAAUGGAUUUAACGGAGCAGUUAAGGUAAAUACCAUUAAUGGUUCUCAGACAGAAGCAGUCUGGAUUUGAUCACAUGUAAUUUCCACAAGUACUUAAUGUAGAUAUUGCUGGGUCUUUGUUAGAUGAUCCAGUCAUUUGAAUACAGCAAAUGGUGUAAGCAGUGGCAUUGAUUUGAUAGGGAAUAAAACAGCACUUAUAUUGUUCUUCAGUUGUUCCUGGACCAGUGUUCUCUUAUCCACCCUCUGGUUCACUUUCUCAUUUUCUCUCAUCUAUCUGUUCUUUCUCUGACAUUCCUCUGCCUUGCACUCCUCCUCACGCCUCUUUCAUUCUCCUACCUUUUGCUUUAAUGCUUGUGCUCUGACAUUACCCACCACAACCAGAAUAACACAAGAUUCUACUCCUCCACCUGUUCCUCUUGCAUUCCUUCUCAGAUUGAGAAGAUCAGGUCAGUGCAGAUGUAAAAGCAAGAAAAAGAGCGAUAAACGAAGUUCUUUUAUGUAAAACGAUGGCUAUUUGAGGAGGAGUAAGAUCAUUAUUGGGUAUGAAGGCUGUGUGCCUUUUAUAUGAGACAUUCUUGACCUGUUCAUCUCCUGAUUUCAAGAGAUUUUAACUCAAUUCACAAGACUUGAUGAAAUGUGCUCUCUAUUCAGUGUAAUGCAUAUUUCAAAAUAACAGUUUAGAAAUAAUUUGAAUAUUAAAAUUUUACCUCUACGUAUGUAAAUGGUUUUACUCUCAUGUAAUUGUAUUUGUGAUUGUCUUCUUUCAGCACCCCUACAAAAUAAUCCAUCCUUUUGACUUGUUCACAAUAACAUAGUCCUCCCAUAAAGAUGUGUUCAGUCAAAAACCAUGAAUGAAAAACUAACCUCUAUCAAGCUGGAGGCAAAUGACCUCCAUUAAACACAUUCAUAUGAAGUAAUUAAACAAGAAGAAUGUUUCCUUAAGUUUUACUGUAAUAAAUGCUUCACUGUUGCAAGAUAAGGAAUCUAGAGCAAGGUAAAAAAAAAAAACAGUUAAAGGAUAAAGUUAGUACGUAGUUAAGAUAAUGCAAAACAGAUGUUUACCUUAACAGCUGCAAGAAUCACUGUAUCUUUUGUUGGAGACUGUUGUUGUUGUUAAAGAUUCAUUAAACCAUGAUUCAAACUAACUGAUCUGUUCCUACUUUCCAGCACAUUGUUAUUGCUUAAUAUUGUCACGUUCUUUUGUAAAAGUGUUAAAUGUAAAAGGGAUGGUUGGCCCAAAAAUGAAAAAGUCAUCGUUUAUUUACUCUCAUGUCAAAACCUGUCUGACUUUCUUCAGUUUUUUUUAGUUCAUACAGUCAAAGUCAUUGGGCACCAAAACAGUUUGGUUUAUCAACAUUCUUCAAAAUAUCUUGUGUUCAGAAGAAGUAGUUAUAUUAUAUAGUCAGUCAGGUUUGGAACGACUUGAGGGCGAGGAAAUGACUUCGUUUUAAGUUUUUGGGUGAACUAUCCCUUUAAGUUGUGAUUACAUUUGCUCUAAACUUGUGAAAUUACAUAAACCUACUUCAGACAUAUAUUUUGGAAACACAAAGUCUAGUGUUGGCCACACCUUUAUAAUCUCUGAUGUAAAUCUGUUGUAUACUUAUCUUAGGUCAUAGUCCAGAGGGCUUUUUUAUUUCCUGUUAUUAUUUGCCCAUUCAAAAGAAGUGGGGGAAAAAGUCUGGAAUGUACCUGGAUGAAUUACAACAACUAUAAAUGUUAAAAUUCCACCAAUACAACAAAUACACUUCCUCCUCCCGUUUAUCUCUGAAAACAACUCAAAACAGUAUCAACCCACUUUGGAAAAGACAUCAACUGUGGUAAGAAUGCACAAUGGGCUGGCCCAGAGAGAGAGAGUCUGACUAGCUCCCUCACUCUCUGUACAUGAGUCAUUCUGAACACAUGCUGGGCUUGGCAUCUCUUAAAGGUGCUGUGAGCGAUUUGUUUAAGAAAUACCAAGCAUAAAAUGUGCUUACUGCCUGACAGAUAAAGGCAUUCAGGUUAAAAAAGGGACUAUAAGGGGUCCAAAAUGGGGGUUUUUGUUGCCAAACUGCAGAAUCAGUUGAACGGAACACUGUUGUCCAUGCUCACAAUGUAUUGUAGUGGAUGAGAAACUAGACCAGCUAUGGAAUCGUUACAGAAAACUCUGUACUAAUAGAGUGUGUAUAUAGGAGCUGAAUACAUUUGAAUCCAUAGCUUUCUUUACAGUUAAACCACAAGUUAUGCUACAUGCUGUGAUGAAGGGAUGUUGUAAUUAUAUCAAAUGUUUCUCAGGCUCAAUUAGAUCUGAUGCCAUCACUCUGAAGAUCUUAACUGUGUUUGUGCCACAUAAAUGUCAGGUGGCUUUAUAAGAAUAUUUCUGCCCGUUUUAAUUCAAAUGUGUUGCA
Carassius auratus (goldfish) is the source of this 7311-nucleotide messenger RNA. RefSeq names its product arylsulfatase I-like. The record is from RefSeq and is a predicted model, not a curated record. Bases 3061 to 4749 code for a protein of 562 amino acids. The transcript has 3 exons. NCBI's taxonomy places the organism in Eukaryota, Metazoa, Chordata, Actinopteri, Cypriniformes, Cyprinidae. Gene Ontology annotation, molecular function: sulfuric ester hydrolase activity.